This is a messenger RNA of Chaetomium fimeti, 1265 nucleotides long. Its product is annotated as domain of Kin17 curved DNA-binding protein-domain-containing protein. Lineage: Eukaryota; Fungi; Ascomycota; Sordariomycetes; Sordariales; Chaetomiaceae. The record is from RefSeq and is a predicted model, not a curated record. The coding region runs from base 183 to 1184 and encodes 333 amino acids. Gene Ontology annotation, biological process: DNA replication; DNA damage response. Gene Ontology annotation, molecular function: double-stranded DNA binding. The transcript has a single exon. Gene Ontology annotation, cellular component: nucleus.
CACCGCAUGAUUGUUUGAUAGGUACCUGAACCUUCCACUCGCAACAUUCCUACUCGCCGCUUCCACCAACUUUCACACCUCCACCCUCACUACCGCCGCCCGAACGCCGCUCUCACAACCGAAAAUAAACCCAAUCCAAACACCCGCCCGACUCCGCGCAGCGAGUCCAAACCUCAUCCAUCAUGGGCAAAGCCGAGCCGGGAUCGACCAAAUACCUGGCCAACAAGAUGAAGCAAAAGGGCCUGACGCGGCUGCGGUGGUACUGCCAGAUCUGCGAGAAGCCGUGCCGGGACGAGAACGCGUUCAAGAUGCACUGCCAGUCGGAGAGCCACAUGCGGCGGGCGCUGGAGGCGGGGCAGAACUUCAAGAGCGUGCAGGAGGACUACAGCAAGCAGUUCCUGACCGAGUUCGUCUCGCUGCUCAAGACGGCCCACGGCGAGAAGAGCGUGCACGCCAACAAGUUCUACCAGGAGGUCAUCGCCCGCCGCGACCACGUCCAUCUCAACGCCACCCGCUGGCAUUCGUUGACGGAUUUUGUCAAGCACAUCUCGCGCGAGGGCAUCGUGCGCGCCGAGGAGAAGGAGGAUGGCAUUUUUAUCGCCUGGGUCGAUGACUCGCCCGACGCGAUGAAGCGACGUGAGGCUGUCCGGCGGAAAGAGAUGCAAGAUAAGGGGGAUGAGGAGCGGGAGCAGAUGUUGCUGCGGGAGCAGAUUAGGCGCGCGCAGAGGGAUGCUGAGGCUAGGGGGGUGGCUGGGGUGGACGGGGAAGAGGAGGAGGAGGGGAGGGAAUUGAAGCGGGAGGAGGGAGAGAAGAUCAAAUUGAGUUUUGGGGCGAAGCCGACGAAGAGUACCACCCCCGAGGACACGGCCUCCGCGCUGGAUACGAAGAAGGAGGGUGGUGAGGCGGAAACCACGGACGGGACAGGCAAUGGGGAGGUGAAGAAGGAGGAUGAUACCAAGCCGGCUGAGACGAAAACAGCAGCGAAGCCCAUCUCGCUCAAGUUUGGCGCCAAACCACAACCGAAAAAUGUCUUCAAGAACGCUUUUGCUGGGGCCCCGAAAAAGGUCAUGGCUGCUCAGCCCAAGAAGAUGAGCGAGGCCGAGAGGAUCAUGAAGGAGGAAUUGGAACGCAAGAGGACACGGGAGGCAGGCGGUGGGCCUCCCAACAAAAGGCCGCGGUUUUAGGGAUUCAAUCGAGGAUAAUUCGACUCGGAAGGUUGUACAGCAUAUUUUGGCGUUUAGGGAAAGAUUCAUUUGGGAAGGACA